AUGUCUCUGUACCCUCCACAGAACUCCAGUAGUGAGAGCGAAGAAUGGGAGGACGAAUACUCCGGGGACGAGAGCCUGGACGACAGCUUCAGUGACAGCAGCUGCAGAACCCAAGAAUACAGGAGCAGAAGCAAUAGUUUGGACUCGAACAGCAGUUCUGCAAGUGAUGAUGAGUUGGACUACAAUACUCUGGACCAUGGAUCUUUGGACCAAAUCCCCUUCCUGCACGAUCAGUUUGAGAUCCAUCGAGGCUAUCGACAGAAUCGUCGGAGCCGAGGGGAAGAUGAUUCUGCACCCAGCUGCCCUCAGAAGAGGACAAGACUGGGUUGCCACGGUAUUGAGCUCAACCACCAGCCAUCCGAUAUGGUCGGUCGGUCCGAUUUGAGGUCGAAUGCUAGGAAUCUCCGGAGUGACAGCAGCUCCAGGGUAGAAGGGCUGUCGAGCAGCAAUUCCUCAACAGAUAGGAGAAAUUCGAAGCAAGAUGACGACUGGCGCAAAGCACUUGAGCCAGCGCAAACCCGAGUCUGCGAAGGAGGGGUCAAAGUUGCGAUGCGAAGUUUUGAGCACUGCCAUCAGUUCUUUGUUGAGAGGCUUUCGGCUCUCAAGGGCGAUGAGCUCGUGGUUGAAGGCCCUCUGACUCUUAAAUUGUUCGACCCCGUAUCCCUCUGCAGGCUAGAGACUCCAUGCCGUGGCCAUCUAUGUCAACAUAUGGAGGUGUGUGGAGGCUCUGGGGGCGGAGGGACCUGUAUCGUAACCCCUUGUUUUGACAAGGCCUUUGAGUUGUGUACAUAUUCGAGGUUGAACACGUCCGAGCUGGAAGAUCCUGAGAUUGUCGAGAUGCCCAAAUGUCCAAUAUGUACAUGCACAUCAACAGACGGGGGAGAGCACCUGAUGCUAUGUCCAGCAAAUUCAAGGGAGGUUGAAUUAUCAGUGGGAGAUUUGCCCGGCUCGGAUAAUGCGAAAGAGAAGGAUGUAAUCAUCGCAGAGAAGGCGGUCUUCUGGAGCAGUCCUCAGGGCACACACAGCAACCAGGCUUGGGAUUGCGUGAAGUAA
Guillardia theta CCMP2712 is the source of this 1053-nucleotide messenger RNA. RefSeq lists its product as hypothetical. The transcript is spliced from 4 exons. Bases 1 to 1053 code for a protein of 350 amino acids. NCBI's taxonomy places the organism in Eukaryota, Cryptophyceae, Pyrenomonadales, Geminigeraceae. The record is from RefSeq and is a predicted model, not a curated record.